Messenger RNA from Formica exsecta, 2421 nucleotides. RefSeq names its product protein sickie-like. The transcript has 5 exons. Bases 87 to 1166 code for a protein of 359 amino acids. NCBI's taxonomy places the organism in Eukaryota, Metazoa, Arthropoda, Insecta, Hymenoptera, Formicidae. The record is from RefSeq and is a predicted model, not a curated record.
UGCCAGGCGGAGGGGGCGUGAUUGUGGGGGGUGGCGGAGGUUCGGCCACCCCCCAAGGGGCGCAGCAAGGUAACAGUCAUAACCUGAUGUACCGUGUGGUGGGCUCACGCGGACAUCCCGGCGGUCACCAUCCGCACGUAAAAAAGUCCGACAGCUCUCAGCAAACCGAGAGCUCGGCCUUUAAGCACCAGCAGCAGCAACAGCAACAGCAGCAGCAGCAAGGUUCGAACAGUUCUAGCAACAGCUCCAACAGCCAACAAUGGAAGAAAUAUAUCGAGGCGGGUGCCGCAAGGGAGAGAGACAAGGAGGGUGCACCUCCCAGUCCUAGUCCCUCCAGAAGAUCGCAGGAUAAGCAUCGGAAGCAGGCCAUGGCCGAAUAUGCGAAUGGCGAGAAACCACAGAAAGUUUCGUCGGGUACGUCAACCAGCGGAAGUAGCAAGGUUCGCGGGGUACCGCAAAGUUUCGGCUACGUUAAAAGGCACAGUGCGGGCACUAGUCCGAGUCCCAACGGUGUUCAAAAUGGCAACAAGGACGCCACUAGGACGGCUCAAGUUAGCGCUGUGCCAAGGACCAAGGUUAAAGUAUCCGGCGGCACGCAAACGUGCACGACGGAAUUGCAAGCCAACUCUUCAGGAUCCAACCAGGGUCACCACUAUAAGAGCUAUAGUCUCACCGGUCCCAGCGCCAGUCAGCUCUCUCAAUCAGUCCGGGAUCGUCUCAUGUUGGGCUCUCAGAGUCUGCCGAAGCCAGGCAGUCCAGAAUUCACCGCUCUCUUCGCCUCCGCUCAUCAUCGCGAGAGAGGAACUGGUGUUGGACCGGCGAGUACCUCAUUUUCACCCCGAGUACUGAAACCGUCUGACGGUAGUCUCAGUGAUACGUGCAGUAAUUAUGCAGCACCUGAUCUUCAAGGCUACUACGGCACGCCCAACAGUCCUUAUACCACUUCGUGGAUGAGACAUAGCAAUACCUACACGCCUAGCGGACGAUCUCAAGGGAUGGGUUUAUGCGAGGCAGACAGCGUGGAAUCAUUAGGCUCGCAUCGCGCGAGCUUAACACAUGCCCGUCUCUUAAUGCAUCAAAGGGACUCUACAGGAUCUCCGGCACCGCCCAGGUUAAACAGGAGUAACUCCAUCAGCCAUCUGCGGGACAGGACAUUCCCAAGGUAGUGCGAUAGUAUACACUCGGCGAGCCCGGUUUUCAUGCAUAAGUAUCAAAAAACACAGAGUCGUAACACACACAUACGCACUCAAGAAUCGCUCUCACACGCACCCGCGGAUUUUUUAAGACCCAAGUUCGAUCGAAUCCUCGCAUUCGAAGAUUUUUCACAGUGUAUAUUAAUAACAAUUUUAGAAUCUAGGAACAGAGCUUUCAAAAUCUUUAAAUUUGAAAAGUUACAGAAAAACAAUUGAUUUUUGAAAUCGAAAAUCAUAAAUUUUAAAAUCUCUGAUAUUUCCAGAAUCUCUCUAUUUUAGAAUAUAAAAGUCUAGAUUCUAAAAUUUUUAGAUUUAAAAAUUAUAGAUUCUAAAAUAAUUGGACCCUCGAUUUUUUAGAUUCUUAGAUUUUGAAAUGUAGAGUAAAUUCUAAAGUUUUUAGUUUUAAAGAUCAUAAAUUCUAAGAUUUAUUGCAGCCUCGACUCCUAGAAUCUUUGGAUUCUAUGAUCUAGGAGCCUGCAUUAGAAAUAUGCAUGUUCCAAAAAUUUUGAAAUUAUAGACUUCAAAAUAUUAGAGAUCUUUCUGGAAUAACGAAGAAUCAUAAAUUCUAAAAUCUUCCACUUCUAGAAUCUUUGACUUCUUAGAUUCUGGAUUUUCCGAAGAUUACAGGACUCACUCUAUCACGCAAAUAUAAUUCACCGAGUGUUUUCCACGUGUCCUCGACAUAUUGUGCUGAUAGUUAUUCCUGUCGCAGAUUCGACGUUGCCUAUUGUGCCAAAGUACAUCUUUCAAUCGUGUUGCUUGUGUAGCUGCAUGCAUGCGCGAUGCUUCAUCAAUAUUCUAGGCCAAGAUUGAAAGCAGAAUAUAUAUCUGCUAUGUACUUAUUCAUUAUCUGCUGUAUACUUGCUCACCAUCGUUAUAUAAGAAUAUUACAUAACUUCAGAAUCAUAAUCACGUUUGAUUAAACGAACAAUAUUUGAAUAUGAAAAUAAUGAUAAAUUUAAGUCAGAAUAUCGAUUCGAUGGGAUGGAUCGAUAGCUCUCGCUCGAUUGCCGCGAAAUUGAAUGUACGCGAUGCUGCAAACCAUCUCAGGAAGUGGUUCUCGACUUCUUGUCAAGUGGAAGUAAGCUUAUCCUUUAAUUAGAGGCUUUUUCUGGGAUCGACUAAUUGCGCGCGCACUCGACUGGUAGACAAACGUAUUUCUCGUUGUCGGGGUUAACCGAAAUACUCGAAGUCCUCUUUUGCCGGCUAAAGCAACUCGCGACUGCUA